This is a messenger RNA of Puccinia graminis f. sp. tritici CRL 75-36-700-3, 1503 nucleotides long. RefSeq lists its product as uncharacterized. The record is from RefSeq and is a predicted model, not a curated record. Bases 22 to 1503 code for a protein of 493 amino acids. The transcript has 3 exons. Gene Ontology annotation, molecular function: zinc ion binding. Gene Ontology annotation, cellular component: nucleus; cytoplasm. Lineage: Eukaryota; Fungi; Basidiomycota; Pucciniomycetes; Pucciniales; Pucciniaceae.
AAUAAUAACAACACACGAGCCAUGUCUAUCAACCAAACCACCAACCAAGACGAACAAAACCAGCAAGAACAGACAAACUUCUUCGAGCCCAUCGGAGAUACUGCCGAACGAUUGGGCCAAGCUGGGACAGCGCAAGAUCAACAGGACCGGGAAGCGAAGGAUGAUGAUGAUCAGGGAGAGGAGGAAGUAUGCAUGCCCGAAGGAGUCGACUCGAUCGAAAGUCUUUGCAUGAAUUGUGGAAAAAAUGGCAGUACGAGGAUGUUACUGACCUCGAUCCCCUUCUUCAGAGAGGUCAUCGUCGUCUCGUUCCGUUGUCCGCACUGUCAUCACUCGAACAACUCGAUCCAAUCGGCCGGCCAGAUCCAGCCGCGAGGGGCGAUCUACACGAUCAAGAAUGUCCAUCAACCGGUGGACCUGAACCGGCAGGUGAUCAAGUCAGAGCACGGGCAGAUCAAGAUCAAAGAGCUCGAGCUGGAGAUCCCUAAGGGGAACGGGAAGAUGACGACGAUCGAAGGCCUGAUCAGGGACACGAUCGACGACCUCAGUCUCAACCAACCCGCCCGGAAACAUCUCGACCCAUUGGUCUACCAAAAGAUCGAAGAGCUCUUGGAGAAGCUCACCGCCAUCCUCCAGUUUCGUUCCCAGCCGGUGACCGUCGAGCUGGAGGACAUCACCGGCAACAGCUUCAUCGAGGCGAUCGACGGACUCGAUGACCCGAACUGGUCGAAACGAGAAUUCAAUCGGACGACUGAGCAGAAUGCGGAGCUUGGUCUGGUCCCCCAACCGGGCGAGAGCGCCCAGGGGCUGACGGACGACUACGAGGGGGAGGAUCCAGAGGAGGUGUACUCGUUUCCAAGCACCUGCGGCUCGUGUGGACACACCCUGAACACCCGGAUGAAGAAGAUCGAGAUCCCGCACUUCAAGGAGAUCAUCCUCAUGUCGACCAACUGUGGGACGUGUGGAUACAAGGACAACGAGGUCAAGUCGGCCACCGCCAUCUCGCCUCGGGGCACCAAGCUGGUCCUCAAGGUCUCCGAUAAGGAGGACCUUGCACGAGAUAUCCUCAAGUCCGAGACCGCCGAACUCUCGAUCCCCGAGAUCGACCUUCAUCUUAACCCCGGAACCCUCGGCGGUAGAUUCACCACUCUCGAAGCCUCCUCAAUCAAGUCUUCGAUGAACUCGAUCAGAAGGUCUUCGCUAGAGGCGACUCCGUUGCCCCAUCCUCUUCUCUCCAAAACCCUUCCACUGAAGAUGGGCCAGGCCGAGGACAAACAAAAUCAUUCGAAAUCAUCGAUGGAACUAUUCUUGAACAAGUUCAAAAGAAUCAUUUCGGCAGAGACGCCAUUCACGGUGAUCCUAGACGACCCGAUCUCGAACUCGUUUAUCCAGAACAUCUACGCGCCCGACGAUGAUCCGGCAAUCGAGAAGAUCGAGUACGAGCGCAGCUUCGAUCAGAAUGAGGAGCUGGGCUUAAACGAUAUGAAGACUGAAAAUUAUUCUUAG